Messenger RNA from Rhizoctonia solani, 813 nucleotides. Its product is annotated as peptidase C12, ubiquitin carboxyl-terminal hydrolase 1. Gene Ontology annotation, cellular component: cytoplasm. Gene Ontology annotation, biological process: ubiquitin-dependent protein catabolic process; protein deubiquitination. The transcript is spliced from 8 exons. NCBI's taxonomy places the organism in Eukaryota, Fungi, Basidiomycota, Agaricomycetes, Cantharellales, Ceratobasidiaceae. Gene Ontology annotation, molecular function: cysteine-type deubiquitinase activity. The record is from RefSeq and is a predicted model, not a curated record. The coding region runs from base 1 to 813 and encodes 270 amino acids.
AUGCCCGCUAGUAUUCCGGACUCCGCUGCCGCAACAGCUGCUUCAUCUGUCACUGGUGGAGACAUUCCAACACCUCACACUGUCGAGGAGAUGAAACCUGAUCCCAAGUGGAUUCCCCUAGAAAGUAACCCGGAGGUCUUUAACGCGUGGUCUGGAAAGCUGGGACUAACUACCAAGCUGUUCGGCUUCUCCGAUGUGUACGGACUUGAUCCGGAGCUGCUUGCAAUGGUACCAAGCCCUAGCAAAGCAGUUGUCCUCCUAUUUCCGAUUACUGAUGCUACAGAGCAAAAGCGAAAGGAUGAUGAUGAGCGACUUGCAAAGGAGGCUCAACCGGAUAUCGACCCCACUUUGAUUUACAUCAAACAAACGAUCUCCAACGCAUGUGGAACGAUCGGAUUGUUGCAUGCAAUCUUGAAUAGCGAUAUUGUCUUGACACCUGGCAGCCCCCUAGCCCAGUUCAUCGACUUGUGCAAAGGGCGUACUCCUGAAGAACGCGGCAAGCUCCUUGAAGAGACUACGUUGUUUGCUAAAGCUCACAUCGACGCUGCUACAUCCGGCCAAUCUGCCGUUCCCGCACCUGAUCGCCUCGACACCGAUUUGCACUUUACGUGCUUUGUGAUCGCACCAUCUCCUGAGACCAAGGAGAAAAGGCUGAUAGAAUUGGAUGGCCGACGAGCAGGCCCAAUUGACCAUGGCCCUUCUGAACAGGAUAAAUUACUAGAGGAUGUUGCUAAGAUUGUUAAGGAGAGGUACAUUUCAGUAUCCUCGAGCAUCAAUUUCUCUAUGCUAUCCCUUGGUCCGCAUGAUAACUAG